Molecule: messenger RNA, 857 nt
Organism: Dentiscutata erythropus
Lineage: Eukaryota; Fungi; Glomeromycota; Glomeromycetes; Diversisporales; Gigasporaceae
Source: the annotation of a GenBank genome assembly
UCCAAAUUUAACAAUUGCAAGAUUACAUAUUGAUUCCGAUACCAUUUCCAAAUUACCUUACUUCUUAAGUUCAUGUAUAAAUUUAAAAUAUUUAAAAAUUUUAGGACCGAGAAAUCAAGAAACUAACGUAAAUAAUAUUUUUAGAGAAAUCAGUUUAAUUAAAUUGGCAAAUAAUAAUUUGGAAGUAUUGGGGAUUCACGCGUGUUGGACUUUUACUCCGGAAAAUUUAGAAUUAUUCUUGGGAUAUUUUACUCGACUAAAAAAAUUUGAAUUAUUAUGGAGUUCUUGUGUAUGUAAUGAACAUUUUAAAGUAUUAUUAAAUAGAUUUUGGUAUGGUGGCGUUGAUCGUCGUGAUUAUGAUGACGAUGAAAAUGAUUCUUAUCAAAGAAGUUUUAAGAAACGUGAUAAUAGAAAAUAUAAUAAUAGGUUCUGGAAUAAACGUUAUAUCAUAAAUAAUGAAAGUUUUGGAAAGAAUAAUGGAAAAGUUGUAGCAGAAAUAGAAGUGAUAACGAAAUAUAUGGCGGCGGUGGUGGAGGAAAAGAAGUUAAAAGUGGUAAUGGUGGAGGAGGAUUUCGAGGAGGAUAUGUCCUCUCAAAAUAAUACAAUCAUUAUUGAUGCUGAAGAAUUAGAGAAAAGAAAGAAACGUGCCGCAAGAUUUGGAAAUUAUUUGGAUCCAAAUCAAUUGGCAUCAACACAAGAUUGGUUCAUUGAAAAAUCUCAACCAAUUAAUUUAAAAGAUUUAGGAUAUUGGGAUAAAUUAUUUUCUUUAUUUGAUGUGGUGAAAAUUGAAGAAGAUGAUUAUCAAAGACAACUAUCAUUCUUGGAUGAUGAACCUGUUCAGAGAUUACAAGAAUUGA